AAUUUACUUUUUCUUUUGGGGAGUAAACUUUGGUACUUUGAUUACUUAUUAGACCAAAUUUGUCUGAGUAAUUCAUGAAAGAAGAAAAAGAGAGAAAUUUCUGAAACAUAUAUUGAAGCUUUUUGCAAUUUUCUGAUAACGUAAUAAAUAGUAGAUUACAUUGAACAUAUUUUCAGACUUGUGACAGACAGGUAAUUGCUUUUUUUUUUUUGGUUCUGCAUAAAAUUUAGUAUUUUGAGGAUGUUGCUUUUGGAUCCCUCAAAGAAGAUAUCAUUUAAUCGGUGCAUUAGAGAUGGAGACUUGGUUAUUGUCUAUGAGAGGCAUGAUACUAUGAAGGCUGUUAAAGUGUUUGAGAAUUCGGUUCUUCAAAAUCGUUUUGGUGUGUUUAAACAUUCGGAUUGGAUUGGGAAGCCAUUUGGUUCCAAAGUGUUUAGCAACAAGGGUGGAUUUGUUUACCUAUUGGCUCCAACGCCAGAGUUAUGGACUUUGGUUCUAAGUCACAGGACUCAGAUUCUCUAUAUUGCGGAUAUUAGCUUUGUGAUUAUGUACUCGGAAAUAGUUCCUGGUUGUUUGGUUCUUGAAUCAGGAACCGGAAGUGGAUCUUUAACAGCCUCACUUGCAAGGGCUGUGGCUCCUACUGGACAUGUUUAUACAUUUGAUUUCCAUGAACAGAGGGCUGCCUCAGCUAGAGAGGAUUUUGAGAGGACAGGAAUAAACACCUUAGUUACUGUGGGAGUCAGAGACAUUCAGGGUGAGGGAUUUCCAGAUGAAUUUUUUGGGUUGGCUGAUUCUGUGUUUCUGGACCUACCACAACCUUGGCUGGCCAUUCCUUCAGCUGGAAAAAUGUUGAAACAAGAUGGAAUUUUGUGCUCCUUCUCACCUUGCAUUGAACAAGUGCAACGCUCAUGUGAAACUCUUAGAUCAAACUUUACAGAUAUAAGGACCUUUGAAAUACUACUUCGCACAUAUGAAAUCCGUGAAUGGAAAAUGGACUGCUCAAAGGUUGAUGAUGGUGGUUCUGUUGCAUGUCCUCCAUGCAAGAGGAGGCAGCCUUCAGGCGAAGGAAGCAUGAGGGACAACUCAAGUUCUCCAGCAGUCAUGGCUCGGCCAUCUGCUGAAGCUAGAGGGCAUACUGGAUACUUGACAUUUGCAAGACUUAAAUGCAUCUUGUGAAAAACAUUGCAUACCGGACAUUUGACAUUCACAAGACUUGAGUGUGUCUCGUCAAAAACAUCGACUCUUACGAUAAAUUCAACACUAUAUUGAGAGUUUGCAUCCUUGUAUUCUGAUUGGUUCUUACAUCACUCCAUUACAAAAUUGUUCAUUCCUUAUCAUCUCUAGUCAACAAAGAAGGUUCUGAUAAUGGUUUAGGCUCUUGUUUUUUUCCAUUUUGCUUUCAACUGAGGUGUACCAAAAGUCUAAAACUUUAUCAUACAGAUGGGACGAUGAUAUUUCUUCUACACUUGGGGUUGCAGGAUACAAUUUUUUAUGUGGAGUUAUGGAAAGAAUAAUCAUCAACUCUUGACAAUCAAAGCUUCACUAGAACAACAUUGCCAGUUGCC
Durio zibethinus is the source of this 1562-nucleotide messenger RNA. Lineage: Eukaryota; Viridiplantae; Streptophyta; Magnoliopsida; Malvales; Malvaceae. The record is from RefSeq and is a predicted model, not a curated record.